Coprinopsis cinerea okayama7#130 is the source of this 708-nucleotide messenger RNA. RefSeq lists its product as hypothetical. NCBI's taxonomy places the organism in Eukaryota, Fungi, Basidiomycota, Agaricomycetes, Agaricales, Psathyrellaceae. The record is from RefSeq and is a predicted model, not a curated record. The transcript is spliced from 9 exons. Bases 1 to 708 code for a protein of 235 amino acids.
AUGACCGUCCGCUUUGGAAACUACCGUUUAGCGUACUACAUCUUCGUCAUGCUUUUAGCUGGCGUUGUUUUAGGCAUCGGUGCACAUUUUGCCAGCAUCUUCGACGCCGGCCAACAUUCCGGCUUUAGCAUCUUUACGACCGUCGUCGCGUCCCUCAACAUCUUCAUAUUCCUGUUAACACUACAGUGGUCCCAACCCAGGGUUGAAGCGUUCGUGCUAUUCGUCAUCGGAGUGCUCUGGUUGUCAUUGGGAGCAUGGUCAACUGACAUCAUUGGCCAUGUACAAUGUGAUGCCAUCCCAUCCAACCAGACGAUUGCAACCAAAGGUGAAGAAGGCAGCUUUUCACGGAGAACAUGGUGCUCCGAGAUGAAGGUUGUUCAAGCAUUCUCUUGGGCGCUGUUCGCACUUUUCGUCAUUGGAUUCUACAUCCUCUUCCAGCUUGUUGGCGAGGCCCGAAAAUUCGGCCGUCAUUACAUCUGGGAAGAGCCCAUCCGGGAGCUUCCCUGGUUCGGCGAGAUGCCAGGCUACUACAAUACACACACUGGUCCUGGACCCAUGCCUUACCCGGCAUCUGGCUACCCUGGUGGCUACCCCGGAUACCCCGCUCCUUCCGCCGGCAACGCUAUCAUGAUCCAGCCUGGCAUGAACGGUGCUCCCCCAACUAUCACCCAAGUCCCGAUGAGUUCUGUGCCUCCCUUGUCCCCAUGA